ACCAUUCACAACAAUGACAUUCAAACACUCUUCAGUCUCCCUUUCUUCUUGAUUCGUCCUCUCCAAAUUUUUUCCAAUUUCUUUAAUCUCUCUCUUUCUCUCUCUAUUUCUGCUUCUUCUUCAUCUAUGGACCCUUUAGCUUCCCAACAACAACACCACCACCAUCUUGACGAUACUGACCAAACCCUAACUCACAAUAAUCCUCAAUCUGAUUCCACCACCGACUCAUCAACCUCCUCCGCUCAACGCAAACGCAAAGGCAAAGGUGGUCCUGACAACUCUAAGUUCCGUUACCGUGGCGUUCGACAAAGAAGCUGGGGAAAAUGGGUCGCCGAGAUCCGAGAGCCACGUAAGCGCACUCGCAAGUGGCUUGGUACUUUCGCCACCGCUGAAGACGCCGCACGUGCCUACGACCGAGCCGCCGUUUACCUCUACGGAUCACGUGCUCAGCUCAACUUAACCCCUUCUUCUCCUUCCUCCGUCUCUUCAUCUUCCUCCUCCGUCUCCGCCACUUCUUCUCCUUCCACCUCCUCUUCCUCCACUCAAACCCUAAGACCACUCCUCCCUCGCCCCGCCGCCGCCACUGUCGGAGGAGGAGCUACCUUUGGACCGUACGGUAUCCCUUUUAACAACAACAUCUUCCUUAAUGGUGGGACCUCUAUGUUAUGCCCUAGUUAUGGUCUUCUCCCUCACCAACAACAACAACAAAAUCAGAUGGUCCAAGUGGGACAAUUCCAACACCAACAGUAUCAGAAUCUUCACUCUAGUACUAAUAAUAACAAGAUUGGCGAGAUGGAGCUCACUGAUGUUCCGGUUGUUAAUUCCACUUCGUUUCAUCAUGAGGUGGCGUUAGGGCAGGAACAAGGAGGAAGUGGGUGUAAUAAUAUUAACAAUUCGAUGGAAGAUUUGAACUCUCUAGCUGGUUCAGUGGGUUCGAGUCUAUCAAUAUCUCAUCCACCGCCGGUUGUUGAUCCGGUGUGUUCUAUGGGUCUGGAUCCGGGUUAUAUGGUUGGAGAUGGAUCUUCCACCAUAUGGCCUUUUGGAGGAGAAGAAGAAUAUAGUCAUAAUUGGGGGAAUAUUUGGGAUUUUAUUGAUCCCAUCUUAGGGGAAUUCUAUUGAUUUGUUUUUGUGGAAGAUCAUAUUAUAUACGAUGAGAACCCUUAAGGUCGGUCAAGAGCAUUGGAGAUUCAUUGUUGAGAGGAAUCAAAGAGAUUACAUUCU
Molecule: messenger RNA, 1221 nt
Organism: Arabidopsis arenosa
Lineage: Eukaryota; Viridiplantae; Streptophyta; Magnoliopsida; Brassicales; Brassicaceae
Source: the annotation of a GenBank genome assembly